AUGCCUUGCUUGGCUUCCCCGAAUUACCGGAUUACCCUCGGUAAUCUGGAGUUUCCUUCCUCUCUCGCGAAAAAAAGUCGAGAGAGAGAGAAGAAAACGAACUCCCGCGAGCUCCUCCACAAGUUCCCUCUCCUUGCUUCUCUAUCCAUGGCCGCUGCAACCGCGCUCCACUCCCUCUCCUCUCUCUCUCUUCCCACGUCGUCCCCCUCGCCGCCGGGCCACGCGCCGCCGUUCCUCUGCACCUGCUGCUGCGGCGGCGGCGGCCUCCAGCACCCGCCGCCGGUCCCCGCGCUCGUCUGCUCCUGCCGCCCCGAGCUCGGGCCGCUCCGGCCGGCGGGCGGCGACCUCCUGCUCGCCCGCCCCCUCUUGCUGUUCGGCGGGCUCGACAGGACGCUGGACACGCAGACCGUGCUCGCCACCGUGAGUGUCCUCGCCGCCAUUGCCCUCUCUCUGGUCCUCGGUCUCAAGGGCGAACCUGUGCCUUGUGACCGAUGCGCUGGCAAUGGUGGCACAAAAUGCGUUUUUUGUGAGAAUGGAAAGAUGAAGCAGGAAACAGGCUUGGUGGACUGCAAAGUUUGCAAGGGGGCAGGAUUGAUUUUCUGCAAGAAGUGUGGGGGUUCUGGAUACUCUAGACGUCUAUGAGGUCUAAUUAGACAUUUGAUCUUUCUCUUGUUUCAGUUUCCUUAUUUGUCAAAAAUUAUUUACCAGGAUAUUCUUCUCUGUCACUCUACUUUUGGCCCAUGAGAAUCUGCAGUGAGGGGGAGCUGGUAAAUGAAUGUAGUUUGUAAAGUUUAAUGUCAUUUUGCCUCCUAAAUGCAAUUCAUUUUUUUUUUAACACCGCCCCUUCAUAGCUUAAACACGAUGGUUGUUCAGAUGGAAAGUCGCAUUUGUUUUCUACUGUUAA
Eucalyptus grandis is the source of this 904-nucleotide messenger RNA. RefSeq names its product protein BUNDLE SHEATH DEFECTIVE 2, chloroplastic. The record is from RefSeq and is a predicted model, not a curated record. The coding region runs from base 1 to 642 and encodes 213 amino acids. The transcript has 5 exons. Lineage: Eukaryota; Viridiplantae; Streptophyta; Magnoliopsida; Myrtales; Myrtaceae.